Messenger RNA from Paraglomus occultum, 276 nucleotides. NCBI's taxonomy places the organism in Eukaryota, Fungi, Glomeromycota, Glomeromycetes, Paraglomerales, Paraglomeraceae. The record is from the annotation of a GenBank genome assembly.
AUGCAGCAUGGAACUUUAGCUUCUACAUGGGUAUUGAACAUUCAUAAUCAUUAUAUGAGUUACAUAGUACGUGGUGCUGAUAAAGGUUCCGAGAUAUCUGGUCCUUCAAAGCGACGAUGGAUACAAGGUGAAGCAGCGACAGAGCGAGUUAAUUGUGAUGAUGUACCAGUAUAUGCUCGGAAGUUACUUCAGCUGGAGUUGGAGUCAAAGGACAUCGGCCUUACACCAUUCCUCAACCUCCUUGAGAAAUUAAUUAAUCCGGGAUUGGAAACUUGA